Messenger RNA from Clarias gariepinus (North African catfish), 944 nucleotides. Its product is annotated as claudin-4-like. Gene Ontology annotation, molecular function: structural molecule activity. The transcript has a single exon. The record is from RefSeq and is a predicted model, not a curated record. Gene Ontology annotation, biological process: bicellular tight junction assembly; cell adhesion. Bases 25 to 699 code for a protein of 224 amino acids. NCBI's taxonomy places the organism in Eukaryota, Metazoa, Chordata, Actinopteri, Siluriformes, Clariidae. Gene Ontology annotation, cellular component: plasma membrane; bicellular tight junction.
UUUUGUUCCUUACGGAAUCUAAGCAUGGAGAACUGGCGCAAGUGGUUCGAGCAGGCCAGUGUCUUGGUUUCCAUCUCUGGCUGGAUCUGCGCUAUCUUUACCCGGACGUUGUCUGUGUGGAUCGUCACCGGAGCUGUCGAUAAUUCCACAGACACUCUGUCACUGUACUGGGAUGGAAUCUGGUUGAGCUGGCAGGACCCGAGGAUAGGAGACUUGCACUGCCACUUCUAUCAGUCGCUUUUGUCUCUAGCUGGGCGCUUUAACUCCUGGAAAGUGUCGGUUAAUGUUUUGAUUGGAGUGGGAGUCAUUCCCAUAGUGCUUUACAUCGUGGCCGUUUUUAUGUUCUCUCAGAAGGUGAGAAUCAAGGCAAUAGCUGGAUUUGUUUUCAUUUUAUCCGGGUUGCUGAUGCUGGUGAUUAUGAGCUGGAUCACUCAUGCCACGUACAAUAGUCUGGACACCCCGGUUCCUUUGAAAAGGGACUGGGGAGCAGCUUUAUAUUUCGGGUGGAUUGGAACGGUGUUGUUUCUGAUUGGAGGAGGAGUGCUGAGUACUUGGUGGUUUAAAGCAGCUCCAGAGCCACAGGAACAAACACGGACAACACAAGCAGCAGCAAUGCCAGAAGCAGAGGAUCCACUUUUUGCAAGGCAUCAUGCUGCAUUCAUUCCGAGUCCAUACAGACAAACCACCAGACCGGUUUAACAAAAGACAGAGCUUGAACUCUUGCUGAAGUCAUGAUACUGUAACAUCUGGGUCUUGCACUGCUGAUGUAAUUGUAUACAUUUGACACUGGUUGAAUUGACUGAAACCCUGAUAAACACUACUGAUUAUUUCAUCUGAUUAUCCAUUUCAAAAAGCUGUUAUAUUUGAAACUUUAAGAUUUAAAACGUCUUGCUUUUUGUUAUUUACCGGAGCAGUGUCCAAUAUUUCUAAAGGUUGGUUAAACU